Messenger RNA from Rubroshorea leprosula, 3228 nucleotides. Lineage: Eukaryota; Viridiplantae; Streptophyta; Magnoliopsida; Malvales; Dipterocarpaceae. The record is from the annotation of a GenBank genome assembly.
UUCUUUUGAUGAACACCCGAAGAAGCACAUGUUGAUCUCUGUUAUUCAUUACAAUUGCAGCACCUUUUCUUAAUGGCGGAUGUUGUGGGCCCACUCCUUGAAAUAGUAAAUUGUUUUGCCACUCCAACAUGCAACUAUGUAAAUCAUUACAAGAAUUUUGAUGAAGAUGUGAAUAAGUUGAGAGCUAAAUUGGAAGAUCUAAAUAGACGAAAAAGUGAUAUAGAAUCCACAAUACAAGCAGAGGCUCGUGCGGGAGAAAUGGUGAAAGAAGAAGUGCAAGGCUGGAUCCAACGUGCACAAACCAUCAAUGAUGAAGUUCAAGCUAUUUUAGACAAGGCACAGAGAGUUAAAUGGUACAGAAAAGCUUGUCUUGGGAAACAUGUUCGUAGAAAAUUUGAUGAGGUAAAAGAAAUCCAUGAACAAGGUAGUUUUACAGGAGGCCUUGUAAUUGCUAGACCACCAGCUCCUGGAAGCAUAAUUCCAACAGAGAAUCUAGAGGGUGAAAUUUCUACUAAAGAAAGAAUUUGGGAGUACUUGAUGGGUGAUGAGGUUAGAACGAUUGGUGUUUGUGGGAUUGGUGGAGUUGGUAAGACUACAAUCAUGAAGCAUGUUAACAAUGAUUUGUUGAGGGAGAAUAGAUUUCAAAAAGUGAUUUGGGUUACUGUAUCAUACCCUUUCAAUGUUUUUGAAGUACAAAAGAAGAUUGCUGAUGCUAUGGAUGUGAAACUCCGAGAAGAUGAGGAACAGAUGAGGCGGGUAGCAAAACUAAUGGAGAUAAUGGGAAGAGUGAGAUUUGUGCUAAUAUUAGAUGAUGUAUGGGACAAUUUUUCUUUCAAUGAUGUUGGAAUCCCAGAACCAACACCCCAAAAUGGGUGCAAAGUAGUUAUCACCAGUAGAUCAGCUCAAGUUGGACAUGAUGUUUUACAAGUUGCAGGAUUGGAAGAAAUUUUGAAGCUUAUUGUGGAGGAGUGCGCCGGUUUACCACUAGCAAUUGUUGUAAUAGCAGGGGGCAUGAAGGGAGAAGGUGAACCUAAUAUUGUAGAGUGGAGAAAUGCACUAAAUGAUUUACGCCAACGCGUAAAAAGUGUGAAUGAUAUGGAGGAAAAGAUAUUUGGGCGAGAAGAGUUGAUAGAAGGUUGGAUUGAUGAAGGACUGAUUCAUGAGUCAGAAAAAAGACAAGAUGCUUAUGAUAGAGCUGAUGUUUUCUUGAAUAGGCUUGAAAAAAACUGCUUGUUAGAGAAAACUGUCAACAGGGCUGUUAAUAUUUUUAAGAUGCAUGAUGUAGUGAGAGACAUGGCUAUCAAAAGCAUUGGUUCUGGAGUUGGAUAUAUGGUCAAAGCUGGUAGGAAAUUGACAGAGGUGCCAAAUGAGCAAGAGUGGUGGGCAAUUGAUCUUAACAAGGUAUCUCUAAUGGCCAAUUACAUUUCAGAAAUUCCUAUUAGUUUGACUCCAAAGUGUCCAACCUUGUCAACUUUGAUAUUAUCAGACAAUCCUUUGACAAAGAUUCCAGAAUCCCUUUUUGAAGAUAUGACUGGACUCAAGGUUCUUGAUCUUUCUAGAACCAAUAUUGAAGCUUUACCUAGUUCCAUGUCUAAGUUAGAGUAUCUCUCUGCAUUGCGGUUGAGGGGGUGCGAGAGGUUAAAGUGCUUGCCUUCCUUAGAGAAGAUUGUGGAAUUGAAGAAGUUAGAUCUGAGAUGGGCAGCAAUUGAGGUGGUCCCUCAAGGCAUGGAGAUGUUGGUAAGUCUUGAAUAUCUUGAUUUAUUUUGUAAAGAUUUGAAAGAGAUUCCAACAGGAAUAUUAUCUAAAUUAUCUAGUCUCCAGUAUUUGGUGGCAAAAGGUGAUUGGGGAAGAACCAGUCUAAAGAUAAAUUUAGAAGAGGUUGCUAGAUUGAGCAAGUUGGAGAUUUUAGAAUGUAAUUUUGAUGACAUGCAAGACUUCAAUUAUCUUCUGAGUGAGUUCAAAAAUUUCCAGAGUUUUAUUGCUUACAAGCUUCUAGUGGGAACAAAAAUGAACUAUACUAUUGAUAUUGAUGAGCCUAAAUAUAAAUGUAGACUUACAAUUAGUGGGUGUGACAUUGGAGAAGAACGCAUAGUGCUUCCAGAUAACCUUCAGCUUUUGCAGAUCCAUAACUGUAAAAACAUGAGAAGUAGCUUAAACAAAACAGCUUUGUUAGAAAAUGCAUCCGAGUUGGGUCUUUGUAUUAUUAGUGAUUGUGAAGAGAUAGAGUACGUGGUUAACUUAGACUCAUCCUCCUCCUCAUCAUGUAGCUCAUUACUCAACAAGCUUGAAGAUCUGUAUCUUUGGGAUUUGCCUAGGCUGUGGGUACUCAUGAGAGUGGAAGGAGUAGCAACACCGCCAUGCUUCUUUUCCAAUUUGAAGACACUUGAAAUAGAUGGAUGUUCAGGAAUGAAGCAGUUCCUUGCACUUGAGCUACUGCAGGCCCUCCAAAACUUAGAGGUGAUUUGGGUUAUUGGUUGUGAACAAAUGGAGGAGAUAAUAGCCUCAGCAAAUUUAAAUGCAUCAUCAUCAGAUAAAUUCACUUUCACUUUUCCCAAGUUAAGGGAUUUUCAUUUGUCAAACUUACCCCAAUUGAAGAGCAUCUGCAGUGCCAAUGGAAUCAUGGUUUGUGAUUCUAUUGAACGAAUUUGGAUAACGAAAUGUCCUGAGUUAAAGAGAAUCCCUGUGCAGCUUCCCCUGCUUAAUAAUGGCCAACCAUCUCCUCCUCCUCAUCUCUCAAACAUCACGAUAGAUAGACGUUCAAAAGAAUGGUGGGAAUCAGUGGUGGAGUGGGAUUAUCCUAACGCUAAGAACAUACUCCAACCUUUCUUGGAAUUAGUUGAUUAUUGAAUGGAUCUUUUAUCAAGCAAAGGCAACUUCUCUUGGUGGAGCAGCAAAGCAAAAGAAAAAUGAGACUUAGUCAGGGCCAAUACUCCUUGAUUUGAUUGAAAAUAAUCUUGUUUUUGUUUCAAUUUAUGUGUCUUUUAUUUAUUGGAUGGACUUGGUUUAGUGCUGUUUUUAUCUGGUAAUUUGUUUUGUGUUGUAAUUAAGUUGUCAAGCAUGUUGUGUUAAUUGGAUUUCUACUCUAUUAUCAAUUUGAAAUGUAAUUUUUGUAAUACCUUCCGUGUUUGAUAUAUUGUUAUAAUUUCAAAUUCCCUUGCUUUGCUGACUUAAGCAUUGAAUUAGAGAACACUUUGGCAGCCCUUCAUUGCCGGCCUUGUUCCACUUUUG